Molecule: messenger RNA, 363 nt
Organism: Rangifer tarandus platyrhynchus (Svalbard reindeer)
Lineage: Eukaryota; Metazoa; Chordata; Mammalia; Artiodactyla; Cervidae
Source: the annotation of a GenBank genome assembly
AUGGACACAGCAAACUCAGCGCAGUCACGAAGCCUCAGGUCAUGGAGGACACGGAUUAGGACUCUGGAUUGUAAAGACACGGAGAAGCUGACUUCAUCGCCUUCGCCCAUCUCAUUACCUCACUGGUCCGUGGACGCAGCAACAACCCUCGGAAGAUGGGCCAAAAUGGGUGGGAAAGGUCAAUCUUCUGCCUCACCCACCACACUGCGACAUAUAUACUUCAAGCCAAGACCCGAGCCACUCAGAGGAGAGUCUGUUCAGAUCGCCGGGCAGCCUCGGCUGGGCAGGUGCACAGAGGGGAUCACAGUGCAGGCGGAGGCCCACACUGGCCUUCCCGGCCUGGUUCUGGGAUGUCUUCAGUGA